This is a messenger RNA of Eublepharis macularius, 990 nucleotides long. RefSeq lists its product as uncharacterized. The record is from RefSeq and is a predicted model, not a curated record. Bases 1 to 777 code for a protein of 258 amino acids. NCBI's taxonomy places the organism in Eukaryota, Metazoa, Chordata, Lepidosauria, Squamata, Eublepharidae. The transcript has 8 exons.
AUGACGUGUCUGCUGCGCGCAACGCCUGCUGAAAUCUUCGAAGGCAGAGAAGUUUCCCGGACUGCAUUCGAAGAGGUGCGGGGAGGCGGCGCUCAGCAGGCGGCAGCCCGCUUCGGUCGAGGCAGCUGUCCGCUCCGGGGCGGCGGCGGAGGAGGCGGAGGCGGCGGCUGCAGCGUGGAGGGCCCGGCUGAAGUCCCGUCGGGCGGCGGCCCAGGUCCUUGGCAGCUGGCUAUGAUCCAUUUCUUCCUGGCUCACACAGCCUAUCACUUCGGCCGAUGGCUUCCCAAACACCACCGACUCCGAUUCCAAGCUGUAAUCUUCAUUCUCGGUCUCUCUGCUCUCCUUCUCCAACUCUACAUCCUGCUAAGACCAAGGUCUUCUCGCUACUGCGGACAGCCCCUUCUCUACAACCUGGUUGGAAGUAUCGUCUUUACUUUCUUCACAAUCGGGCUGACUUUGCUGCUGGUGAUGGUGGAGCCCUUGACAGGGGAGCUGAAGAUCAUCUUCUCCAUCUUCGGAAUGGGCUCAUUUGCGGAAGGAAUCUGCACAGCUAUACUAACAUCUUUAGCAACACAAUGUGCCAAAACAACUCCUGAGCUCUAUUACACAUCAGUAAUUCUGUCAGUGAGCAGCAUGUUAUCUACCGCCUUCUUCUCUGUUCUGGGGCUAUUCUGGGUUGCCAACAUGGCUUCUCCUGGCCUCGUACUGAACAAGCAGACUAAGAGUGGGAUCUGUUACGGGCCAGUCUCUGAAUGUAGCUGCCUGUGGCACAUCUGAGCCAGGUGCCCCAUCUCUCUGCUGCCGUUUCCCCAGCAACCUCUCCACCACCCGUGGAUCACCUGCGAAACUGCCUUCCCUUACCUUCAUUUGCUGGAGAAAUCGACUGAUCUCUGUGGCAGCCACUGUGGGAAGACCUUCAGAACUGUGGAUUUUCAUAGCAAAUGUCUUUAACUAUUAAUAUAUAUGAGCAUUAGGUAGCUUUUGAGUCGG